Molecule: messenger RNA, 565 nt
Organism: Cydia amplana
Lineage: Eukaryota; Metazoa; Arthropoda; Insecta; Lepidoptera; Tortricidae
Product: larval cuticle protein LCP-17-like
Exons: 4
Coding region: 69-512 (147 amino acids)
Cellular component (GO): chitin-based extracellular matrix
Molecular function (GO): structural constituent of chitin-based larval cuticle
Source: RefSeq, a predicted model, not a curated record
UAUAUAACCGCGUCGGCGUUUGCCUUAAUCACAGUCUCAGUUCAGCGCCUAACUUUGACACACUUAAAAUGAGAGCCUUCAUCGUCCUCGCCCUGAUCGCCGCGGCCUCGGCCGACGUGUCCCACCUCUUCAACAAGCCCGGCCAGCACCACCACCAGCCCUCAGGCGGCCCUGACGCCCAAGCCGAGGUCUUAGUACAGUCGAGCGACGUCAGGCCUGAUGGCUACGAAUCCAGCUUCCAGACUAGCAACGGCAUCUCCGCUCAGGAGUCGGGACAGCUGAAGAAAGUUGGAGCUGAGGAGGCCUUAGUUGUAUCCGGGCAAUUCCAGUACACCGCUGACGAUGGCACUCCCGUGCAGGUCUCCUACACUGCCGACGAAAAUGGAUACAACGCUCAGGGUCCUCACAUCCCCACCCCUCCCCCGGUCCCUGAAGCAAUCAAACGCGCCCUCGCGUACAUCGCCGCGCACCCCCCACCACCAGAACCUCAGCAAGGCCAAAAGAGGUUCUAAAUGAAUGAUACACCCGAACGUGAAUGAAAUAAACUUAUAGUUUAUCUUGUUAA